GGCGGCAACCUGUUGAGCAGGCCGGCCGGUCAGCUCCAUUUAAGCGUUCCCAUUUGACUUUAUGCGCUCCUCUGCAGUUCUGGAUUCCAGCUCCCAGGAGGCGCACUCGUUCCGCCGCGCCUGCCUCACCCGUCCCGUAACGCGUCUGUCCCACUGCCUCUCCCCUUUCCAGUCGCCUCCUCCUUCUCUAGCAGUUCUAUGAGAGCUACUACUUGCGGCUUAAAGUCUGAAAGAUGGCGGCGGAGGAUCGGUCCAGAUCAGACGCGGCUCGGCAGAAGCGCCGGGAGCAGCUGAGCCGAUGGAUGGGCUCCGAGACCGAUCAAUCUGGGACAACGCCGCGGGUUCGGGCGACUGGCUCGACGCGGGGGCGGGUUUGCUUCGCGCAGGGCGCAGUCUUCAUGGCCGCCUGUUCGGCUGGGGAUAGAGAAGAAGUCCGGGAGCUACUGCAACAGGGAGCCGAGAUAAAUCACACCAACGUGGACGGGCUGACAGCACUGCACCAGGCCUGCAUUGAUGAGAACCUUGAGAUGGUGGAGUUCCUUGUGGAGCAUGGAGCCAACGUGAAUCAACCUGAUAAUGAGGGCUGGACACCUCUUCAUGCUGCUGCAUCCUGUGGAUUUGUGGAGAUUGCACAGUACUUGAUAAAGCAAGGGGCCUGGGUGGCUGCUGUUAACAGUGAGGGAGAGUUGCCACUGGAUGUGACACAAGAGGAGCCAAUGGAAAAGCUGCUGCAGGCUGAGAUCAAAAAUCAAGGAGUUGAUAUAGAGGCAGCACGUCAGGAAGAGGAAAGGAUUAUGAUUCAGGAUGCUCAGCAGUGGGUGAAUCAAGGGAGAGUGGAGAUCAGCCGACAUCCAAAGACUGGAGCCACUGCUCUACAUGUUGCUGCAGCUAAAGGUUACAUUGAAGUUAUGAAGCUUCUUUUGAAGGCUGGCUUCAAAGUCAAUCUGACUGAUAAUGAUGGCUGGACCCCUCUGCAUGCUGCAGCUCACUGGGGUCAGGAAGAAGCCUGCCGUCUACUGGUUGAGAGCUUUUGUGAUAUGAAUGUAGUUAACAAAGUGGGUCAAACGUCCUUUGAUGUAGCUGAUGAGAAUUUGGUGGACAUACUUGAGGAGCUACAGAAAAAACAAAAGGAUCUGCGUCUUGAAAAGGAGAGGCAGGACAAGUUGCAGGCACCACUCAUUGAGACCAGUCCAGUUUCCCAGAAUGCCCCUUCCCGAACACGCAGGAGCUCUAUUUCUCGCAUGAGCAGUAAAGAGAAGAUCUCGCUGCAUGACAAGGAGCGUAAAGCACUGGAGACCUUAGAUACUGUGGCCUUUGAAAGGGUCAAUGAUGAAGAAGAAGAGGCUCGCCGUGAAGCGGAAUCCAGCAGCUCCAGUUCUGAAGCAGAGUCGGAGAGCGAAUCUGAAGAAGAGCCUGACAAGAAAGUAAAAACUCGAGAAAUGAUCAACAACCUCAACAACAAACUCAACAGCUCCUCCAUCAGCAAUGCAACAACAGUGUCGAGUUCCAUCAAUAAAAAGCCUCUCAACUUGCUUGGUAAACCUCCAUUAGCGGUACGAUCUACAGAGGAAGAAAAAAAAGAACUAUCGGUUCUUCCAACAUCAUGGAGGACUUCGCUGCGAAAGACUGGUAGCUAUGGGACCCUAAACAGCACUAUUGCUGGUUCAAAUCAAGAGGAGAGUCAGGCUAAAGUGACCAGCGUAGGAGGAGUAAUCAGGUCCGCCUCCAGCCCCCGGCUGACUGGUCUAGAAGCAGAGGCCAAGGAUCGAGAUAACAAAGAACCUCGUCUUGCUCGUGUUCCCCCCACACCUACUCGUCGUCUUUUUAGCAUUCCAGACAGCAGCCAAGAGCCCCCGAGCAGCCCUUUAGCCCGCAGCAGCUCUUUUCCACGGCAUCUCACCUCUGACAGCAGCUCUGAACCCAGCAGUGUCUUGCCACGUCGUAUUAAUAGCCAAGGAGGAAACGAGAUUACAGACUUACCCUCAACUUUCCAGCGGAGAUGGACCCGGGAGCAGUCAGAGGACAAGAGUAUUCCUUCUACAGCAAGCACUACAACAACAUCCUCCGUCACAACAACCACAUCUGUUUCAAAUGAAUUCAAAGAGAGACGCAGAUCAUACUUGACCCCAGUACGAGAUGAAGAAGCAGAGGCUCUGAGGAAGGCCAAAUCUCGACAUGCUCGCCAGUCAAGGAGAUCAACUCAGGGAGUAACACUGACAGACCUGCAGGAGGCAGAAAAGACCAUUAAGAGUGAGCAAGAAUCUAGAGAACAGGAGAGGAAGAAGAAAGAGCAGGAGGAGAAAGAAAGAGCUGAGGCUGUGGCCAAGUCUAGAAGUGGCCGUGCUGGAGAUGAAGGGGAGGUCAGCUGGAGGUCUCGUAUCGCUAACCUGCAGAAGUCAGAUCUGCUGGGCCUGACAACUCCUGGAGACUCUAACCACCUGCUCCGAAGUGAAACCCUUGAGAGCAGAGAUAGGGAAAAGGAGACUGAAGACAAACUUGGUCAACGGGGUACAAAUCUGAGAGAGAGACGGCGGCCACGAGGUAAAAGGAGAAUUACAGGACCACCUGGUACAGGUGGGGGCCAAGAGAGCGACGAUAAUGAGGACAGUGUUGAGGAAGGUGGAGGAGACAGAGCUGGACAGGAUUCCCAGACUCAGGCUGACAGAUUGAAUUCAAGGGGAGACUCGGUGUCCAAUGACAGGCUUGUUAGCCGAGGUUUCUCAUCCAGGGGUGGAUCUGCUCACAUGUUCUCUGAACCCAAUGGUGAAAGAAGAGACUAUAAAAAGCUAUAUGAGGAUAUCAACAGAGAGAAUGGGCAGCUACAAUCCCAACUCCAAGAGACCCAGAGACUGAUCAGUCAGACCAGAACAGAUCUGGACAAGGCCACGCAGAGGCAAGAACGUAUAGCAGACCGAUCUGCUCUGUUGGAGAUGGAGAAAAAGGAGCGUCGACUCUUGGAGCGGAGGAUCCAGGACCUGGAGGAGCAGCUCAAGGUGUUAGCAGAUCUGAAGGCAGAUAACCAGCGCCUUAAAGAUGAGAAUGGUGCCCUCAUCAGGGUUAUAAGUAAACUGUCUAAAUAGCAGCCCAUCUUCAGACAUGCAUGGCAAGGUGAGAAGGUUAAAAAGAGGGAGAGAGAGAAGAUAGAUCUAUCCUUUGGCCACCUUGCCUUCCAGUGCCAAAGAGAGGAUGAAAUUAAUGGCAACUCCACAAUCCAUAGCCAUUGUGCUUAGGGGACCAAGAAUUUCCCCUGAUGAAGAGCAGCAUGAAUGAGAAGAAUUCACAAAGGCUUGUUGGCAAGGAAAUACUACCCUGCAGCGGAGACUGGCCACAUUUGGCCUGAUACUCUAACUUAAGGUUAAGUUGGUUGGACUAAUCUUGAAGUUGGUCACUUUUUGCAGUGGCCUUACCUGUAUCCAAGAAAGAAAGGGAGUUUAUUGGUUUAACCAUCUGUCCAUGCUGCUCUACCUACAAAUUCGGUCUGAUCAAGAGUACUUUGUGCCUAACAGUUUCCCCAACAUCCUUCUUUACUCCAUCCACCUUUCCUAUUUCACUAUAGUCGCUGUUUCUGUCAAUUCUCAAACCUCUGUCCCUUUUCUGCAUUCUCUUUUUUUCUUUUCAUGGGUUCCCCCAUUGUCCUUACUCAUUUUCUAUCACCAUCCUAGUCCUUUUUUUUCCCUUUAUGACCGUGUUCAUUUCCCUGCUAUUUAUGCUUGCCAUAUGCUCCUUGGUUUUCAAAAAUUGUUUCUUCAUGUCCCCACACUUCUCUACUUCUUGUAUUCCUAGCUUUUUUUUUUCUUCUAAUCAGAUCUUCUCCAUUACCCGCUAACAGGCCCCAUCUUGUCGGCAGCAGUGUUUGAUAACAACUGAUAUUUGUUUUGCUGCCUGCUUCUCCAUGAAGAUUAGAUUUUGGAAUGUUCAGGUUCCCGUGUUAAUUCCAGUCAAAUUAUAAUAUAUGUACAUCUGCUAGUACUCAUGGUAUAGCUCUAAGAAAUUGCUGUUACAGUUGGUGUGAAGGGAUGUGAUGAGCUAUUCAAUGAUGACAGCUCUUUGCGUCUUGGCCACAUGAUCAGUUGGUACAAAUCCUGGAGUGUCCUCAUCCUAGACAUUUACAGCACUGCCUGGUCACUGUAAGGAAAAGGAUUUGCAGCUGAGCCACAGCUGGGGUUAGCAAGUCAAUGGAAACGUUGCCCUCUACUUGCUGAAUCUAAAUCCUUCCUUUCACACAUCAGUAUGAAAUGAAUUUGAUUUUUGUUCGGUCCCAGCUCAAUGUGACAGGCUGUUUAAAACGCAUUUUUACUUUUUUUCACUACUCUAAUCAUUUUAACAUUGUUUUCAUAACAAAUGUAACUUACAGUAUGAUUCUUAACUGUUUAAAGGUACUCGGCAUCUUUUUUUGUCCUCUCCUCUUUAAUAACAGCAUAUAAUUUGGAAGCACUUUGUCCAAAUACAAAUUAAACUCCAAAACAGGAAAUAUGCUAAAUUAAUUGAACUUACAUCCCAACAGGACUUCAGUUUUAUUUAUUAUGGUGACACUGCCAGUUGGGAAGUCCCCUGGGACAUUAUGGCCAGUAACUGGGCUGCCAACGGAUUGGAUCUUACAGUCACAGAGUCCCUGAUUUGCCAGUUCUUAUUCAUUUCAAAAAUGUUGACAAACUGGACAUAAAAUGGGGACAUGCUUGCAGUGUUCAGCCUUGUACUGUUUGAUAUUAUUUUCAAGCAUGGGGGACAAGUUAAGAAAUAUAUUAGUAAGAUGUUCAAAAGUUUCACAUGACAACUGGGGUGACCUAUUUGAUCAUGAAUUAAAGUGACACUCUGGCUUUUUGCGUUAUGGCUAAAUCAUCAAAGUCAUUUUCUGACAAUCCUGUUUUUUUGUUUGUUUUUUUUUUUUUAUUUAUUUUCUUUUCACCUCACAGCACACCAUCACUCUGUUCAGUAGAACAGACAAUUAGAAAUACGUACAGUGAAGGUCAUCCUGACUGCAGCCAGUGUGGUUCAGACAUCACUUUUAUUAUUUUGGUGAUGUCCGUGCCGUCUGUGUUUUAGCUUUCCAGCUGCAUUGUGCUGUACCUUAAAAUAAGAAAAUUGCACAGUUGUAUUCUAUUAUAUGUUUUAAACACUAAUAUGUAAUUUUAUCAGUUUGUUAUAUUUUACCUUUCCUAAAAUAUUUUGUUUCCUUAUACAUCAGUGGAGGGAUUGCAAUAUAUAUAUGUAUGUGCGUGUGUGUAAAAUAUAAUUAAAAUAAUUUUCAUGUUUAAUAUUUUUCACAUAUUUUCUAAUAUAUUAAAAAAGAUGUCACCUGAAUAGCACGACACUUAAAUAAACCUGCAUUUGUUUGUAA
Molecule: messenger RNA, 5338 nt
Organism: Polypterus senegalus (gray bichir)
Lineage: Eukaryota; Metazoa; Chordata; Cladistia; Polypteriformes; Polypteridae
Product: protein phosphatase 1 regulatory subunit 12A
Exons: 24
Coding region: 234-3080 (948 amino acids)
Biological process (GO): signal transduction
Cellular component (GO): Z disc; A band; cytoplasm
Molecular function (GO): protein kinase binding; enzyme inhibitor activity; phosphatase regulator activity
Source: RefSeq, a predicted model, not a curated record